AUGGCACAUUUCCACCAUUGCAGCUCCAGCUCGUUCUUGCUGCUGUUCCUCUUCCUCUACCUCCUCACAUGGUGCGUGCGUGGAGAGGUCGCCAAUGGCGGCCACCAGGACCUGCCUCCUCUCCUCUCCUUCAGGGCGUACAACCCAGGCGCCGCCGCGCUGGAGAGCUGGGUCGGGGGCAACCCGUGCUCCGGGCAAUGGAUCGGCGUCAGGUGCAGCAGGGGCAGGGUGGUCGGGGUGUUCUUGGACAACGCCUCGCUGGUGGGCAGCGUGGCUCCUCUCCUCGAGCUCGCGCAGCUCAGCGUGCUCACCGUCAGGAGGAACUCCCUGUCGGGUCGUCUUCCUCCUCUGGACAACUCCACCAGCCCGAGGCUGAGGCACCUGCUGGUGUCCCACAACCGCCUCAGUGGAGGCCUCACCCUGUCGCUGCCUUCUCUCGUCACUCUGAGGGCCGAGCACAACAGCUUCCAUGGCGGGCUGCGAGCUCUGAGCGUCCCAAUGGCGAGGAGCUUCAACGUGUCGAGGAACAAGCUGGAUGGGGAGAUCUCCGGCGAGCUGUCCAGGUUUCCAAGCUCGUCUUUUGGCGGGAACCUUGCUCUCUGCGGCCAGCCUCUCCCGAGAUGUGUUCAUGCUUACAAUGCAUUAGGAGAUAGUGGCACGAAUGCCAGCACUAGUGUCAGCCAAUCUCCUUCUGCAGCAGCAAUGGACACUAGUGGUGGUGGUAGUCUUUCUUCUAGUAAUGGAGGACUGAGUAAGCUCAGUGUGACGGCGCUCAUGGCGACCGGCAUUGGCAACGCGGUGCUCAUCUUGAUCUCGGUGACUAUCUCUGUAGCCAUGUUUGUUUACGUGAGAAGAAAGCUUCGGUGCCGCAAGGAUGCGUCCGAUGCUGCAUUGAGCUUUGAGGAGGAAGAGAAGGUGAGGAAUGGAGAGGAGAAGGCGCAGAAGAGCGGCGGCGGCGGACUCGUCUGCUUCGAGGGCGGCGAGGAGCUGAGGCUGGAGAGCCUGCUCAAGGCGUCGGCGGAGGUGCUCGGCAAGGGCGUGUCCGGGAGCACGUACAAGGCGGUCCUGGAGGACGGCAUCGUGGUGGCCGUCAAGCGCCUGAGCGCGCUGCAGUUCCCCGGCCGGAGCAAGGCGUUCGACCGCCACAUGCGGCUCGCCGGUCGGCUGCGCCACCGCCACGUCGUGAGCCUCAGGGGGUACUGCAACUCCAACGGCGAGAGGCUGCUCGUCUACGACUACCUCCCCAACGGCAGCCUCCAGUCCCUCCUGCACGGCGGCAACGGAGGCGGCGGCGGCGCGAGGAGCCUGGACUGGGCGGCGAGGAAGGCCAUCCUGUUCGGCGCGGCGCAGGGGCUCAACUACAUCCACACGUUCCCGGCGCGGCCGUCGCUGGUGCACGCGAACGUGAAGCCGUCGAACAUCCUCCUGGACGAGCACGGCGCGGCGUGUGUCUCCGAGUGCGGCGUCAUGCGCUACGCCGCCAACAUCCAGCAGUCCAUCCCGCAGCCGCCGCGGUGCCCGCCGGAGCUGUUCCUGGACCGGGCGUGCGGCGGCGGAGGAGGAGGCUGGCACGGGUACGCGGCGCCGGAGCUGGCGUCCGGGGCCGCCGGCGCGCGCGCGACGCAGGAGUCCGACGUGUACAGCUUCGGGAUGGUGCUCCUGGAGGUGGUGACCGCCGACAAGGCCACGGACGGCGGCAGUGGCGGGGAUGGCGGGGAGGAGGAGACGAUGGGGUGGGUCAAGAUCGGCAUGCUGUGCACCGCCGAGGCGCCGGAGGAGAGGCCCAGGAUGGCGCAGGUGCUCGCCAUGAUGGGCGAGCUCGUGUGAAGUGAAGCAGCUGUGCAAUCAGUUAGACUGUAACCGAGUCAUUUGAUUGCUAGCAUUGCAUUUCUAGAGCAGAAGUGCCGUGAAGAAUCCUUCUUGAGUGGAAGAAGUACAUGUAUGAUGUAUGCAAUGGAAGAUCUUUGGGAAAUUUGUGGCGCAACCUGCUUAAUCUG
Messenger RNA from Oryza brachyantha (malo sina), 1997 nucleotides. Its product is annotated as probable leucine-rich repeat receptor-like protein kinase At1g68400. Gene Ontology annotation, molecular function: protein kinase activity; ATP binding. Gene Ontology annotation, biological process: protein phosphorylation. Lineage: Eukaryota; Viridiplantae; Streptophyta; Magnoliopsida; Poales; Poaceae. The transcript is spliced from 2 exons. The record is from RefSeq and is a predicted model, not a curated record. The coding region runs from base 1 to 1827 and encodes 608 amino acids.